UUGAUCGAAGUGGAGGAACACGCCGAGAGUACGUUGUCCAAGUUCACAGGAGGCACACGUAUACACUCUUGCCGGAGUACAUGAGGGAAGUUAUCAAGCUCGGGGAGAGCUUGAAGCGACAGAACCAAGCAGCUCUACACCGACAUGGCAAACUCACGCGAGUGGAUCUACAGGGACAAGCCGUGGAGAUCGGUGCCUUUCAAGCAUGCCUCGACUUUCUCGAGCCUGGCGCUGGAUCCCGAGCUCAAGAACAAGAUCAUCCAGGACCUGGACUCGUUCAAAGCUGGAAAGGAUUUCUUUGAGCGGGUUGGCAGAGCUUGGAAGCGUGGGUAUCUCUUGUACGGGCCUCCGGGGACUGGGAAGUCGUCACUCAUCGCUGCCAUUGCGAACUACACGCAGUAUGAUGUCUACGAUAUGGAGCUGACGGAGGUGCAGAGCAAUGCAGACUUGAGAAAGCUGCUCAUGGGGAUUUCCAACAAGGCGAUCAUCGUGAUCGAGGACAUCGACUGCUCGCUGGAGCUCAAGAAGAGGGGGAAGCCGGCACCGGAGGAAGAAACCGAGGAGAAAGAUGGAGAGUCCGAGAAGAAAAACAAGAAAAAGGAGCAAGAGAGCAGCAGGGUCACACUUUCGGGGCUACUGAAUUUCAUCGAUGGGCUGUGGUCUUGUAGCGGGAGUGAGAACUUCACGACCAACCACAAGGAGGAUUAGAUUCUAGACCCUGCGUUGUUGAGGUCCGGCAGGAUGGACCUCCACAUUUUCAUGGGCUACUGUGGAUUUGAGGCGUUCAAGGUGCUGGCGUGGACUCACCUUGAAAUCUCGCAACAGGAGCAGUUUGAGGAGGAGUUUGGAGAGAUCGAGGAGCUGAUUGCCAAGGUUGAGAUCACUCCUGCUGAUAUCGCGGAGGUGUUGAUCCAGAACAGGGGGAACUCGAGAGGGGCUCUAGAGAAAGUGAUUGAGGCUCUCCAGGAUCGAAAGGAGCACGGUGCAAAGAAAGAGGAAAAUGAGAACAAGCAGGAAUGAGAUGUUGUGAAGUCCGUAAAUAAUAGUUAUCACAUAACA
Molecule: messenger RNA, 1059 nt
Organism: Selaginella moellendorffii
Lineage: Eukaryota; Viridiplantae; Streptophyta; Lycopodiopsida; Selaginellales; Selaginellaceae
Product: AAA-ATPase At4g30250-like
Molecular function (GO): ATP hydrolysis activity; ATP binding
Source: RefSeq, a predicted model, not a curated record